This is a messenger RNA of Sporisorium graminicola, 630 nucleotides long. RefSeq lists its product as uncharacterized. Bases 1 to 630 code for a protein of 209 amino acids. Lineage: Eukaryota; Fungi; Basidiomycota; Ustilaginomycetes; Ustilaginales; Ustilaginaceae. The transcript is spliced from 2 exons. Gene Ontology annotation, cellular component: mitochondrion. Gene Ontology annotation, biological process: mitochondrial respirasome assembly. The record is from RefSeq and is a predicted model, not a curated record.
AUGUCCGGCACACCGAAUGCAGAGCUUGCGAGAGAGCAGCAGCAGCCAGGCGAUCCUGCCGCGUUUGCACCGAGUGAAUUUGGAGGUGACAUGCCUGGCUCCGAGUUGCCUGAAGCGCCACGAGACAAGUUCUUCCGCAAGAUGAGGGAGCAGCCUCUUGUGCCUAUUGGGUCGCUGCUCACAUGCGGAGCACUCAUCGUUGCCUCAAAUCAUCUCCGUACCGGCAACCGCGAUCAGUUCAAUAAAGCUCUCCGAUGGCGUGUCGGCUUCCAAGGCCUCACAGUGCUGGCCGCUCUCGCCGGCUCCUUCUACUACGGUCAACAGGCAGCUUCGGCGGUUCCUGCGCCUCCCGCGUCACCUGCCGACGCCCCACUGCAACCAGGAUCCGUAACCACAUUGCCAGGAAGAGGAGCCACCGUCUGGCAGCAGACAAGGGCCGACGAACGCGCGCACAAGGACCGCUCCGGCUUUGAAGGCCGUGUAGGACAAGCAUUGGACCGAGAGCUCAACGACGACAAGAGGCUCGAAGAGGCGCUGUUGGGUAAAGAGGAAGAGCUUAAUCUGGACCAGUUGAAGAAGGCGAGCAAGCCGAGACCGGUGAUCGGCCAGGAUGUCAGACGACAGGUCUGA